Messenger RNA from Eurytemora carolleeae, 1612 nucleotides. Its product is annotated as 26S proteasome non-ATPase regulatory subunit 5-like. Lineage: Eukaryota; Metazoa; Arthropoda; Copepoda; Calanoida; Temoridae. Gene Ontology annotation, biological process: proteasome assembly. Gene Ontology annotation, cellular component: cytosol. Bases 26 to 1534 code for a protein of 502 amino acids. The transcript has 5 exons. The record is from RefSeq and is a predicted model, not a curated record.
GAAUUUUAAAAAAAUUUGCAGAAAAAUGGAAGAUUUGAGUUCAAUCCUGUCAAACCUCUCUCUGAGUGACAACAAAGAGAAAUUUCUUGGAGAAGUUAAACCAUCUUUAUCUGCUUUAACUCGGGCUAAAAUCACAGAAGGGAUAAAUUCCGUUGAUCUGAUAGUUCUGUUUGAUUGUCUGAACACUGAUAAGGAGAGACAGAUAGAAUAUACUCUGGAUAUUCUCAAAUAUCUCUUCUCAUUCAUGGAUCCGGCGAUUAUUAUUGAAAAGUAUGGUGAACUGAUGAAGCAUGGACUCUCCCAUCCGAAUACUCUUGUUCCUAUCUGUAUACUCAAGCAGAUGGAGAGAUGUGCUAGGGAUGAUGAGCUGACAGGAAUGAUCUGCCAGCAUCCAAUCUUCCUCCCUGCGCUCCGACUUUUAAAAGCAGAUCUGAGCGUGUACUCUGAGGUUUCUAAGUUUGUGCUCCAGGUGGCGGAAACUACUACAGGAGCUAGAAUACUGCUCGGAGCAGAGACGGUUGCAGAGUUACACCUCCUGGGAAGCUUGAACGAGGUGAUCAAGAUUAGAGUACUCGAGGUUGCUGUCAGGAUUAGUCAGCUCAGUCAGGAGCACCUGGAUGAGGUUGACAGAGUUGGACUUCUUCAACCACUUCACGAACUCAUCCAUGUCGAUGAUAUCCUGGUAAAACUGAAUGCUGUAGAACUCGUCACUAGCGUAGCUCUCACCCAUCAGGGGCUCAGAUUUCUCGAAAACAACGGAAUGAUUAGUAGGAUGGAGGAAAUACUUCAAUCCUCCAGACAAGAUCCAUUCGCGGAUAUUCUCAUACCAGGGCUCAUCAAGUUCUUCGGUAACAUUGCUCAUCUUCGUCCUAAGCUGAUGAUUGUUCAACAUCCUAACUUCAUGGACUGCUUGUUCAGUAUGGCGGAGUCAUCAGAUCUCACUCAGAGAGCGAUAGCCUUCGAAACUAUUGGAUGGAUUGGGGUGAGUCUUGAGGGAAAGGUUACUCUGGCCGACCUGGGGAAUAAGAUGAGCCACUGUAUCGAGAAACUCGAGGAUCUAAUUCGCGACUCUCCCACAGAGAUACGGAUACGAGGGAUGAAUGCGUUCUCAAGCCUGAUAAAGCUGGAUAAGGAGAACCAGACAAAUGAGUUCCUCUCGAUUACUGAGUCCUGGUAUAAGAGAGCGCUGGGAAACCGUGGUUCUCCUAUGCAGCUUUUGGUUGGGAUUGUUAAACUUCCAUUCGCAGAUAUGAGAUUGGCCGUGUAUGGUUUGCUGAAUAAUAUAGCUAAGCAGGGUUGGGGGCGGAGAGAAAUCCUUAGGUUCCCCGGUUUCCCUGAACUUCUCUUAGACCGAUCUACGGAGAGAGAUAAAGACGGAAAGGAUGCAAAAUAUGACCUGAUCCAGAGCUUGGUUGAGAGCGGAGAGGCCAAGGAAGUUGUUGGAGCAGAGAUAGAUGGCCGACUCCGUGAAUACUCAAGGCUCGGAGCUCAUCAUGUUCAAGUUCAAUCCCAGGUUGCUUAUGAAGGAGACUAAACCAAGAAAAAUGAAUUUACUUAUUAUCUGGUAGAAAUUAUAAUUUUCUUUAAUCUAAAAUAAACAAACUUUAUUUUA